Messenger RNA from Hippopotamus amphibius kiboko, 969 nucleotides. RefSeq names its product olfactory receptor-like protein OLF4. Gene Ontology annotation, molecular function: G protein-coupled receptor activity; olfactory receptor activity. Gene Ontology annotation, cellular component: membrane. Lineage: Eukaryota; Metazoa; Chordata; Mammalia; Artiodactyla; Hippopotamidae. The record is from RefSeq and is a predicted model, not a curated record. The transcript has a single exon. The coding region runs from base 1 to 969 and encodes 322 amino acids. Gene Ontology annotation, biological process: G protein-coupled receptor signaling pathway.
AUGGAACCACGAAAUAAUUCAGAAGUUUCAGAAUUUCUUCUCCUGGGAUUUUCAGAGGCAUCUGAACUGCAGCCCCUCAUAUUUGGGUUUUUCCUCUCCAUGUACCUGACCACUGUUUUUGGAAACCUGAUCAUCAUCCUGGCCACCAUCUCAGACUCCCACCUCUAUACACCCAUGUAUUUCUUCCUCUCCAACCUGUCCUUUGUAGACAUCUCUUUCACCUCCACCACUAUCCCAAAGAUGUUGUGGAACAUACAAACACAGAGCAAAUUUAUCACCUUUGAAGGAUGCAUCGUACAAAUGUAUUUUUACAUACUCUUCAUAGGAUUAGAUGACUUUCUCCUGGCUGUGAUGGCCUAUGACCGGUAUGUGGCCAUAUGUCACCCACUGCACUACACAGUCAUCAUGAACCCCAGGCUCUGUAGGCUGCUAGUUGUGAUAUCCUGGAUCAUAAGCGCUAUUUAUUCCUUGUUACAUAACUUAAUGGCGUUGCGAUUGUCCUUCUGUGCAGACUUCAAAAUCCCCCAUUUUUUCUGUGAACUCAACCAGGUCUUACAACUUGCCUGUUCUGACACCUUUGUUAAUUAUAUGGUCUUGUAUUUUGCAGCUGCCCUGCUGGGUGGUGGUCCGUUUGCUGGUAUCCUUUACUCUUACUCUAAAAUAGUUUCCUCCAUAUGUGGAAUCACAUCAGCUCAGGGGAAGUAUAAAGCAUUUUCUACCUGUGCAUCUCACCUCUCAGUGGUAUCCUUAUUUUAUUGUUCGGUUCUAGGUGUGUACAUUAGCCCUGCUGCUCCCCACAGCUCAACAUCAAGUGCAGCAGCCUCUGUGAUGUACAGUGUUGUCAUACCCAUGCUGAACCCCUUUAUCUACAGUCUAAGAAAUAAAGACAUAAAGGGGGCUCUGAAGAGAUUCUAUAGGAUGGUAGGUAUAAAAAGACAAAUUAUCCUGGGGGUGAUGGAGUUCCCUUGA